Molecule: messenger RNA, 2667 nt
Organism: Penicillium soppii
Lineage: Eukaryota; Fungi; Ascomycota; Eurotiomycetes; Eurotiales; Aspergillaceae
Product: WD repeat protein
Exons: 3
Coding region: 1-2667 (888 amino acids)
Biological process (GO): positive regulation of transcription by RNA polymerase I; positive regulation of rRNA processing
Cellular component (GO): nucleolus
Molecular function (GO): RNA binding; protein binding
Source: RefSeq, a predicted model, not a curated record
AUGGCGGCCAGUCAGUCUGCACGACAGCAAAAACGAUCCCGGCUCAGUGAUGCGACUUCCGAGAAGCCUGCCAGAGCGAACGACGAGCGUUCCAAGAGGCGCCGAGUGUCCGGAGCUAAUGAGCAGAACCAACCCAUCGAAUCUACCAAGGCAGUGACGGUCUCCAGCAGCCAUGUCCAAACUCAAGAUGCUGAGACCAAGCAAAAAAACCCCGCGCCAUGGUCAUUCUCUCGCCCCAUUGGCGGUCGUUACACCAACUUGGAUCCUAUUCUGACUCAGGAUGAAACAUCUCUCUUGGUUGGACUUGACACGGCAGUUCAAGUAAUCGCAACUUCAACCUCUCGAAUUUCACGUACCUUGCAAUUGGAGACCGGCCAAAAAAUCAUCGGGUUUAGCAUUUGCCCACAAGACCAAGAUAACCUCUAUAUCUUCACUUCCAUAGGCUCCAUCAGCAAGUGGAACUGGAGCACCGGAAAGCGGAUUGCGCGCUGGGAAACCACUUGCACAACCAUUUCGACAAGCUUAGCUUCCAUUGGCAAGGAAGAAACCCGAUCUUCCUUGUGCUUUUCCAUUCUUGCGCCCAAGGGUGGGAAACGACAAAUUUCAGUCGGCGCUCUGGGAGACAAGAAAACCCAAGGUACUACCAUUCUCGAGACCACCCAGAAGCUCAAUUUCGUCAAGGUGACCAGCAAUGGUCGUGUGGUCCUGGCAAGCGAUGGAAAACAUAUGUUUAUGGGCACUACCCACGGCGCGGAACUUGAAAAUCUCGAGACUGUUCAGUACACCUGGCGCGAGGUGGUCCUUCCUACUCAGGCUGCAUGCUUUGACAUCCAGGGCUCAGACUCGAUUGACCUGGCAGUAGGAACAACCAGUGGCUAUAUACUGGUCUAUCAGAAUGUUUUGGAUACCCUCUUUGGCAAGGAUAGCAGCGACAAAAAGUCAUCGCCUAGGAAACUGCACUGGCACAGAGAAGCCUGUAACACUUUGCGUUGGUCUAAAGAUGGAAACUAUAUCAUUUCAGGUGGUAACGAGUCAGUCAUGGUUCUGUGGCAAUUGGACACUGGCCGCAAGUCUUUCCUCCCCCAUCUUUCUUCCCCGAUCUGCAACCUUGUUGUCUCUGCAAGCGGCAGUUCCUAUGUGGUCAAGUUGGCCGACAACUCAGUCAUGGUUUUGUCGACGAGAGAGUUGCAGCCUCUUAGCUCCAUCACAGGGUUGCAGCUUUCCCCAGAUGCCGGGGCUUCUGUGGAUCCCACGAAAGGAUCUGUCGUGGCAAAGUUGCACCCGCAACAACCCGAGCGACUGAUUGUCUCUGUCCCAGCCUCUCACCAAUUUACUCAAGCCCAGCAUGGCUCUCAGCCUGCAAAUGCGGCUGUGCUUCAGACAUAUGACAUUCGCGCCAACUCCAACAUCUCCCGUCAAGCUCUUGCCCGCACCAAUGCGACCACACUGACCAUUAGCCCGGAAGGAACUCAUGUCAUCGCACCUGAUGUCAAGCAUCUGGAUAUUGUUCAUGACGCCAAGUGGUUGGCCACAGUUGAUUCCUGGGCCCCACACCCUCAGGAUGUGGAGGCCCUUGACCGCAAGGCCGCCGCUCUUCAUCCCGAGGUUUUCUUGAAGUUCUGGAAGUGGGAUGCUUCGUCAGAUACAUGGGAACUCGUUACACGUGUUGACGGUCCUCAUUUCGCCGCGAACCACCACUCAGCUGUUCUUGGCCUGGCGUCCCGUCCAGGAGCUCACGAGUUUGCAACCCUUGGUGCAGACUCGACCCUUCGCUUCUGGUGUCCGACUGUGAAACACCGCAGUGGCUUGAAGGCCAAGGAUCAACCAGAGCAACCCAUGAACACAUGGAAGUGCCGUGGCAUCGUUGAUCUCAAGGGUUGUCUCGAUACUACCCAAGAUUCGCCAUUGAAGUCGGCUUGUAUGACUUUCUCCGAGGAUGGCUCGGUACUUGCUGUUUGUCUGCCAUCGACAUCGGCUGCAAAUGAUGGCCUUGUUCUGUUGAUCGAUGCACGAGCUUGCGCCGUGCAUUAUCGACGAACCGGCGUUUUCCUGGGCAAUCCCUGCUCUACAAGUUUCUUAGGAAGCCACUUGAUCGUCGCUUCUACUCACUCUAUUGCUGCCUGGAACACAGUUGAUGAUGUCGUCCGGACUAUCCAGUCAUCUGACUCCGUCGAUUCGCAUGGUACUGGAAACUCGAUGAUUGCCGUGAAUGCUAGAACUAAAUCAUUGGCCAUCACAUCGGCUACGGCGCACAAGAAGAAGAACAAGGCUCGAUUUGAAAUCAAGAUUUACGACGUCCCGUCCUUUGAAGUUGUUUUCCAAGAAUCUCUCAAGAGCGCACCGGUUUCACUGCUCGCUGAUGUUUAUUCUGGCGAUUACAUCGUCAUUGAUACCGCAGCCACUGUCCAGCGACUUGGCUGCCUGGACAAGGCAUCCCAGAAGAGCCAGAACAACCAGUCCCGUGAUGUGACCGGCCAGAUUGACAGUGGUUUAUCGACUCUUUUCUCUCGGGGAGCAGAGAGGCAACAUAUUCAAGCUGACGAUGUGACUGAAUCAUCAUCCCAAACCAAGGGACUGGCUAGUGUUUUCGGUGACACUCCUUCUUUCUCUUUGCCUGCCAUCGGGGUCCUUUUCAGGAACGUGGUUCAAACCCUCAGCAGCAAAUAA